AUGUUGAAAGUGAUAAGCAAGACUUACUGCACAAGGAAAUAUGUCCAGCCACCGCGCGUCAAACCCUUCGCACCGAGGAGCGUCUACUGUCGCGCGAAAAAUCCCAUAGAUACGAAAACAACGUACCAUUUAUCGUAUCAGAAUGAGGACCAAGUCCGCCAAGCUCCCGUAAAGCCAAUAAAGCCCGUCAACAGCAUCAGUUUGCCCCAGGACAAGCUGCCGAGCGACACAACGAACAAAUUAAGUUAUCUGCCGGUAUGCGGGAUUUACAAGGCAGAGCCCAUCCUUCCUCGCCCAAGACUGCGCCCGCAGCAGGGCACCAUGGAGUGCCUGACCACGAUUAGAAAGGACUUUGAGCCGAAAUACGCGUCUCGGCCGGAAAUGAUAGUACCUUGCGGCCAAAUAAGGACGAGCAAGGGCGCCUUCAGCGGAAAAACGACCACUUUGCUGUCGUACAUGAACCCAGGCCCGGUAGAGGCGGUCCCGAGUUACAGGCCCAAGAUGAGGUACUGCCAGCCGUCCCAGCCCACUGCCACGGAGACCACGCAAAAACUGAGCUACGUACCCCACGAGAUGGCCAAGAAGGAAAAAUACCCCUGGGCUCGAAAACCCGUCUACAGAGCCCCGGAAGUCGCGAUGCCCGGCGAAACGACGUACAAAAAAACCUACCUCGAGAGCAAGUCCCUGCAGAGGGAUCUGCCGAUACUGCCAAAGGACGCGGGCGUACUGCCGAGCGGGACGGAGUUUGUCAACGACACGGUUUACAGGGAGAGCUUUCUACCCGCGUCCGCGGAACCGGUGGCUCCGUUCCUCCCGAGUCAAAACAUCACCCUGUCCGACAAGAGAAUGACUUGCGUCACCACAAACGAGCUGAGCUACAAAGCCGUCGGGGGCGAGAGGCGGAAACCGAUAAUGCCGCGCAGUAAGAAAAUACUGUGCAACGCGGGCUCGAUGCAGAACGAGACGACCAAUCGGGAGGCCUUUGGCCCGAAAAUCGCUCAGCCUCCCAAGGCGAUCAAGCCCCGCGGGAACAUUCACUCGCGCGAUCAAUCCCUGAUGGAGACCAAGACAGUGACGGCCCUGUCGUUCGCCAAGCCCGGCCCCGUUCCUCGGCUGCAGAACUACAAGCCGAUCGCGAAAUACUGCAAACCAGAUAGCAAGAUAGAGGAUGAGACGAUCAGUAAGAUGUCGUACCCGCGGUGGUCGAUCGGGCCGAAGGAGGAGCUGCCUUGGGCCCAGAAAGGGCGGUACAAGUCGCCGAAGGACGCGAUGCCGACUUGUACGGUGUAUCACAUGAGCUUCCCGGCCCCGGGGUACUACGUCGAGGAGUCCGAAGGCUGUGAAUCCACCAAACCUUGAAGUUGCAAG
Copidosoma floridanum is the source of this 1368-nucleotide messenger RNA. RefSeq lists its product as uncharacterized. Gene Ontology annotation, molecular function: microtubule binding. The record is from RefSeq and is a predicted model, not a curated record. Lineage: Eukaryota; Metazoa; Arthropoda; Insecta; Hymenoptera; Encyrtidae. Gene Ontology annotation, cellular component: ciliary basal body; cytoskeleton; axonemal microtubule.